Messenger RNA from Serinus canaria (Common canary), 2067 nucleotides. RefSeq names its product solute carrier family 13 member 5 (gene SLC13A5). Gene Ontology annotation, molecular function: citrate transmembrane transporter activity; succinate transmembrane transporter activity; sodium:dicarboxylate symporter activity. Lineage: Eukaryota; Metazoa; Chordata; Aves; Passeriformes; Fringillidae. The transcript has 12 exons. Gene Ontology annotation, cellular component: membrane. The coding region runs from base 1 to 1764 and encodes 587 amino acids. The record is from RefSeq and is a predicted model, not a curated record. Gene Ontology annotation, biological process: monoatomic anion transmembrane transport; citrate transport.
AUGGCCCCGACGUGCCUGCAGCCGCUGCUGAGGUACCGCUCCUUCGCCAUCCUCUUCCUCACGCCGGUGCUGCUGCUGCCGCUGCCGCUCGCUGUGCCCACGAAGGAGGCCAGAUGUGCAUAUAUCAUCAUUAUCAUGGCUGUGUACUGGUGCACUGAAGUGAUCCCCCUGGCUGUCACCUCCCUCAUGCCGGUGGUAUUUUUCCCUCUGCUCGGAGUUCAGACCUCUAAAAAAGUAUGCUUGCAGUACCUAAAUAGCACAAACAUGCUCUUCUUUGGAGGGCUGAUUGUCGCAAUUUCUGUUGAGCAGUGGAAUCUUCACAAAAGGAUUGCACUGAGGGUCCUUCUGAUUCUUGGGGUGAAACCUGCACUCCUGAUGCUGGGAUUUAUGAUCGUCACUGCCUUCCUGUCAAUGUGGAUAAGCAACACAGCCACCACUGCCAUGAUGGUUCCCAUUGUCCAGGCUGUCCUGGAUCAAUUGGACAUGACAGAGCAUGAUGUGACCACGGUGGAACCAGCAACUGGGCAAACAAAUACAGUGAUUGAGCUGGAGGAAAAGAGCACAUCAGGGUCCACUGCAGUGCACGGUGUAAGCAAUGAACAAGUCACUGAUGACUCCAAAUCUUCUGAGGAAAGUAAAACGAGGAAGCGUAUAUGCAAGGGAAUGACACUUUGUGUAUGCUAUGCAGCCAGCAUCGGAGGAACUGCAACACUUACUGGAACAGGACCAAAUGUGGUACUGAAAGGCCAGAUGAAUCAGUUAUACCCCGACAGUAAUGAUAUUGUGGAUUUUGCUUCCUGGUUUGGAUUUUCAUUCCCAAACAUGGUCCUGAUGUUGGUGCUAGCUUGGCUUUGGUUACAGUGCUCCUUCAUGGGACUCAACUUAAAAAAAAGCUGUGGCUUUCGGGCAAAGAAAACUGACAAAGAAAAAGCUGCAUACGGUGUGCUGAAGGCAGAAAUGAAGAAGUUAGGCCCUAUGUCUUAUGCUGAAAUAAAUGUCCUCCUUUUGUUUGUAUUGCUGGUGGUCUUGUGGUUUUCCAGAAACCCAGGCUUUAUAAAAGGCUGGGCUGGUAUACUCUUCAAAGGAGGAGAAAAGUAUAUGACUGAUUCUGUUCCUGCUGUGUUUAUUGCCCUGUUACUGUUUGUCCUUCCUGCUCAGAAGCCCAAGUGCAUAGGCUGGAAUCCAAGCACGUCUGACCCUGAAGAGACUGAAGAAGAUAAGAAAAAGUCAUUUUUAUCAGCCCCGCUGCUAGACUGGAAUGUGGUUCAAAGGAAGAUGCCCUGGAGCAUUGUGCUGCUGCUGGGAGGAGGUUUUGCUUUGGCUGAUGCAAGCGCAAACUCUGGGCUCUCAGCUUGGAUGGGUCGUCAGAUGACUCCACUGGGAUCUAUCCCACCAUGGGCCAUUGCAACAGUGAUCUCCCUUAUUACAGCUGUCUUCACCGAAUGCACCAGUAACGUGGCCACAGCUACCCUCUUCCUGCCUGUCUUUUCAUCCUUGGCUGAAUCAGUCAAGAUCCACCCUUUGUAUGUUAUGCUGCCGGGUACUCUCAGUGCUUCAUUUGCCUUCAUGCUACCUGUUGCAACACCACCAAAUGCAAUAGUGUUUUCUUACGGCCACAUCCGUGUUUUGGAUAUGGUUAAAGCUGGAAUAGUGAUGAAUGUCAUUGGAGUCUGCUGUGUCACACUGGCCAUCAACACAUGGGGAAGACCUAUGUUUCAGCUGGACACAUUCCCAGCCUGGGCGAACAGCACAAGAAACCAGUGAGCUGUGAAGAAUUCGUGUAUUGAACAAGGAAAGUACCCUCAGUACUCCCUAUUGCCUAAAGUCCUGUGUAAACUCUCAUCACCACUUCAGAUCCAGUGCUGGGUGUUUGCUGCCUUCCAGCAGUCACACAUCAGUUCAAGUUUGAACCAACCCAAUCUUACUCCAGUUGUUCUGGAGCCAAAAAUCUUGCAAUUAUACAACCUCUGUGUCAGGAUCAUAAGUAUGUUUGAGUGAUCCAUUGUACCUCCAGUCAAGGUCAAGGAUUAGGAUUUAUCAAACUUUCAAUAAAGAGAGGGGAGGCUG